AAACUAAAUCGUUCCCGUAGUCGUUGUGCCUUGUGGCUGCCGUUGACUUUGUGAACGGUAUGCGCGAGGAAUGAAUUUAUAUUUUAGUGCCAAUAAUAUUAUUCUAUCUGACCGAUUUUUGUGUCACGUAGUGCCGAAAAAGACCCUUCGUACUCGAAAAAAGUGUUCUGUGCAGCUGUGAUUAAGUGGCUUGUGUUUAAGUGUGAUUAUCGUUACAAAAACAGGAUUAUUCUGUACAUUUUCAGCUGGAUACACACGCAUUUCGAGCUCCUAAAGCUGAAUUCGGCUGACCGAGUGGAUAAAAUGCAGUGUGUGGUGUUCAGGGGCGCCGCGGGGCAGGGACUCGGCGGGCUGGCCCGCCGACUUAGCGGAUGGCGACCCCAAUGAGAUCCAGUUCGCAAGAAGCGCCGGGCCACCGAGCGAGGGUGGCGGACUCGUCAAGGAGCGGGAACGCCACGGCGAAGUCAUCAGACCAUAGCAUCAACACCUCUGCUACCGCGACCGCUGCAACUGCACCGGCUGCACCUGCUGCAGCUUCCUCUACUACCAACGUCAGUGCUAGUACAAAUUCUUCGAUUGUAGGCGGCGGUACAGCCGCGAAUACUGCUCAUCAACCGCCUACCAACUCCAAUUUUGAGUACGAUGACAACGAGUGGGACAUAGGUAUUGGCGACCUCAUCAUCGACUUGGAUGCGGACAUAGAAAAAACCAACGACCAGUCGGGGGGCAUGGCGGCCAACGCCGGCUCCGGGGGACCACAAGCCUCCAAGGCCCAGGCUACGGCCAAAAUGCACAUCGAACAUUCAGCUACAGCUGAUAAAGGUCUUAAGAUGAAAAUAAAGCGCACGAAGCCCGGCACCAAAACGUCAGAAGCCAAACACGAGAUUGUUAAAUCCAACGAGCAAAACGGUAACGUACAUUUUUAG
This is a messenger RNA of Diabrotica virgifera virgifera (western corn rootworm), 926 nucleotides long. RefSeq lists its product as uncharacterized. Bases 372 to 926 code for a protein of 184 amino acids. Lineage: Eukaryota; Metazoa; Arthropoda; Insecta; Coleoptera; Chrysomelidae. The transcript has 4 exons. The record is from RefSeq and is a predicted model, not a curated record.